Molecule: messenger RNA, 1677 nt
Organism: Brenthis ino (lesser marbled fritillary)
Lineage: Eukaryota; Metazoa; Arthropoda; Insecta; Lepidoptera; Nymphalidae
Source: the annotation of a GenBank genome assembly
AUGGUUUUACGUAUAAAAUGUACAUUUUUAUUAUUAUUUCCUUUAAUACUUUUGUGUGAAAGUAAAUACGGAUACGUAAAAUGGUCAAGUGGAAACGCUGAAGUAUUGAUUACUGAUAAUCACGAAGAAAUUCCAAAAGUACACGUCGCAAAAGCAACAUACAGUAAUGAAAUUAAUUCUACUGGCUGGGCGUUUUUGGAGUUGCAUACUUCCCCAGAUGUCAGUGAUGAGAAGCAAGCAUAUGCUGCUGGAUUUCUUGAGGGCUUCCUCACCCGGGACUUGAUAUGGAAGCACUGGCAAAAUAUGUUAAAAGGGUAUUGUUAUAAUAAAACUGUGAUCUGCGGUUUGAUAGAAGACUUUGUGGACAAAAAUGAAGAUUACAUUGCUUCAAUGAUAGAAUCCAAUCCCAUCAGUGCAUAUUGGUACCAGGUAAAACUGUACUACAUCCAGCUCGAAGGUAUGGCAGCUGGUUACAACAAGGCUACAAGAAGUGCAUAUGAAUGGCUCACUGUCAGAGAUAUCAAGUGGAUCAACAUGUUAGGUGAUCUGGACGAACUAUCUAUAGCAGUGUCUUCACCGAAGGAAACUCCUGAGGGUAUCUUAUUUGGGGAACAUUGCAGUGGACUUGUUAAACUACUGCCUGAUCUGUCAAAUUUAUAUACUUCUCAUGUUACUUGGAAUAGCUACCAGUCGAUGUUGCGUUUCCAAAAAAUGUACGUGCUCAACUACAGGGUGUCCCCCAAUGAUGAUAGACCCCUACCAGGACGAAAAAUGUCCUUCACAUCAUACCCUGCUUUUGCGCAGUCAACAGAUGACUUCUACAUAAUAUCUUCUGGUCUGGUGGCGGCCGAGACCACGAUAGGGAAUAGCAACAGGACCCUCUUCGACUUGGUGCAACCUGUUGGACAGCUGUUUGAAUAUGUACGGGCCAUGGUUGCGAAUCGUUUGGCGAGAGAUGGCAAGGAAUGGGUGGAGUUGUUCAGAAUGCAUAACAGUGGCACUUACAAUAAUCAAUGGUACAUAGUGGACUAUAAUAAGUUCAAAGCCAGGGGUCUCCAAAGCGCGGGGAGUAUCGAGCCUGGUCUGCUGUGGGUGGUGGAGCAGCUGCCGGGGUACACUGAAGCUGCUGAUCUAACACAGCUUCUUAAAGAAACAACAUACUUCCCGUCAUACAACAUCCCGUACUUCCCGCGCAUGUUCAACCUGAGCGGCGGCAACGAGCGCAUCGCCACCUACGGCGACUGGUUCGGCUACCGCACCAACCCCCGGGCCAAGAUAUUCAAAGAUAAACAGGCGGACAUCUGCAACCUGCAGGACAUGUUCCGCACGAUGCGCUACAACGACUACCGCCACGACGCGCGCGCGCGCUGCGCCUGCCGCCCGCCCUACAGCGCCGCCAACGCCGUCGCCGCGCGCGGCGACCUCAACCCCGCCAACGGAACAUACCCAUUCAGAGCGCUCAGCCACCGCAGCCACGGCGCCACCGACGCGAAGGUGACCAGCGCCGAGCUGCGCGAGGACUUCCAGUUCCUCAGUGUGGCCAGCCCCACGUACAAUGAAUCCCGUGGGAUACCACCUUUCGAAUGGAGCAAAUUCGACAUGGGCACAGAGGUCUCUCACAUCGGGCAUCCAGACCUAUGGAUGUUCCCACCAAUUCUCCACCGCUGGGAGUGGGGA